Messenger RNA from Xiphias gladius (swordfish), 726 nucleotides. RefSeq names its product ribosomal protein L31 (gene rpl31). Gene Ontology annotation, cellular component: cytosolic large ribosomal subunit; ribosome. Gene Ontology annotation, molecular function: structural constituent of ribosome. The transcript is spliced from 5 exons. The coding region runs from base 310 to 687 and encodes 125 amino acids. Lineage: Eukaryota; Metazoa; Chordata; Actinopteri; Istiophoriformes; Xiphiidae. Gene Ontology annotation, biological process: cytoplasmic translation. The record is from RefSeq and is a predicted model, not a curated record.
AUGAUUAAAAGCGAGGACUGUUAGCGCUUCGAUUGACUGAGCUGGAGUGGCUUCAAAUUGCUAUUGUUGCUAUUUUGUGCUCGUUCAGUCCGAGCUAGAAUCCUGUUAUAUUGCUUCAAAUGUAAAACACUGGUUCUAGUCUGAAUUGCUGUUUGUUUCAACAUAUGUGCUGAACAUUUUACCCUUUAGCUCGCGGGUUAGUUUGCGGUAAGAAAUAACACCAGAGUAGCCCGCUUUUCUUAGGUGUAGCAAAAUGGUGUCAGAUUGAAGUUUAAAGACACAUGUUUUCUCGUAAAAACAACGCAGCUUAUGAUGGCCCCAACCAAGAAAGGAGAGAAAAAGAAGGGGCGUUCAGCCAUCAACGAGGUGGUGACCAGAGAGUACACCAUCAAUGUCCACAAGCGCAUCCAUGGCGUGGGUUUCAAGAAGAGAGCUCCCCGCGCCAUCAAGGAGAUCCGCAAGUUUGCCAUGAAGGAGAUGGGAACUCCCGACGUGCGCAUUGACACUCGCCUCAACAAGGCAGUGUGGAGCAAGGGUGUCAGGAAUGUGCCGUACAGGAUACGCGUACGGCUGUCCAGGAAGCGUAAUGAGGACGAGGACUCCCCCAACAAACUGUACACCCUGGUCACAUACGUUCCUGUCACCACAUGCAAAGGUCUGCAGACAGUCAAUGUUGAUGAAAACUAAAUUUGUCCCUCUGCGAGUGGAAUAAAUGAAACAAAAGGA